Gossypium raimondii (Peruvian cotton) is the source of this 488-nucleotide messenger RNA. RefSeq lists its product as uncharacterized. NCBI's taxonomy places the organism in Eukaryota, Viridiplantae, Streptophyta, Magnoliopsida, Malvales, Malvaceae. The record is from RefSeq and is a predicted model, not a curated record. The transcript is spliced from 3 exons. Gene Ontology annotation, biological process: endoplasmic reticulum unfolded protein response. The coding region runs from base 139 to 342 and encodes 67 amino acids. Gene Ontology annotation, cellular component: endoplasmic reticulum.
GCAGAGCAGUAGUCCCACGUUUUGCUUAUAAAACGAUAGGUGUUGUCACAUGACAGCCCCUAUAUCUUCUUCAUUUCUUCUUCUUCCCCAUUUCACAAACCUUUCUGCUUUCAAUAAACGCAAACCACACUUACAACAAUGACUACCUCAAAACGCCUUGCGGGAAGGAAGGUUGCAAGGUUUCAAAGGAACAUCACAAAGAGGGGAUCUGUGGAAAGCUCAGCAAAGAAAGAAAAUGGAUACCCUGUUGGCCCAAUUCUUCUAGGCUUCUUUGUGUUUGUGGUCGCUGGGUCAUCUCUUUUUCAGAUCAUUAGGACUGCUACCAGCAAAAGCAUGGCCUGAGCAGAGGAGUUGAUCGGAUGAAUAAGACAGCCGUUGUUACAGAGUCGUGUUCGUUCAAUAAAUAACAAUGUUGUACAACUGAUGUUUGUUAGACAUCUCGGUUUGGUUUCAAUAAAUCAUUAUGACAUCUUGUUGGUAAUGAAGAA